AUGCCGUAUACCCCCUCCAAAUUUUGCCUUACUUCUUCGACGGAGUUCCUGGAGAAAAUCCGGGAUUCCCCUGGCGACGGCACUAUGGCGUCCCUCGACGUGGAGUCCCUGUUUACCAACGUCCCCGUCGAUGAAACAAUAGGCAUCAUUUUGGAAAAGGUCUACAGGAACCCUGACAAGCAACCUCCGAACAUCCCUGAAGAAUUGCUUAAGACACUUCUAGACAUCUGUACGAAGAGAGCCCCCUUCACCACCCACAGAGGACAGAUGUUUCGUCAGAAAGACGGCGUGGCAAUGGGGUCCCCCUUGGGCGUCCUCUUUGCCAACUUUUACAUGGGUACCGUUGAAGAGCGGGUUUUUUCGCAGCACCGAUGUCCCCGGACGUAUGCCAGAUACAUCGACGACAUAUUUGUUCAAGCUGACUCCGAGGAAGAGGUUGAAGCCCUUCGCCAGCAGUUCCUGCACAACAGCGCCCUUAAUUUCACAAUUGAAUUUAGCAGCGAAGAUCGGUUAGCCAUGGAUCUAGAGGUGCCUGAGUGCAAGCUGUUGGCUAUCUGGGGAGCAACUGAGCGCUGCCAAGGCGUAGCUGAGAGAUCCAUACUAUAG
Molecule: messenger RNA, 606 nt
Organism: Macrobrachium nipponense
Lineage: Eukaryota; Metazoa; Arthropoda; Malacostraca; Decapoda; Palaemonidae
Exons: 2
Coding region: 1-606 (201 amino acids)
Source: RefSeq, a predicted model, not a curated record